Molecule: messenger RNA, 938 nt
Organism: Symbiodinium sp. CCMP2456
Lineage: Eukaryota; Dinophyceae; Suessiales; Symbiodiniaceae
Source: the annotation of a GenBank genome assembly
AUGGACUUUGGCGACCUGCAGCUGCAACUGGACAGUAUUGGUCAGGAUGCCAACCAACCGGAAUCCUGGGCCGUGCAGCAGGAUGGCUCGCUCAGACACUGCCCGACCAACAUCGUCAUCGGCGAGGGUGGGCUUCGGGAUGGGGUCGGAGAGAUUGAAGUGGAUCAGACAAAUCUCCUCGGUCGUGGAGCGGGCGGCGUUGUCUGCCGGGCCGUACACAAGCCCACAGGCAUGCCUUUGGCAGUGAAGGUGGUGAGAGUAGAGGACAAGGCGAAGCGUGAUCAGCUCAUCAACGAGAUCCACACCCUCUUCCGGAUCACGAAGAGUCACUUCUUGAUUGAGCUCUAUGAUGCGUACGUACACAAGGAGUCUGGCUGCGUGCACGUGGCCCUUGAGUACAUGGAUUAUGGAAGCUUGGCCGAUCUGAAGCGACGUGUCAAAGAAGUUCCUGAAAAUCUCCUCGCUCUGAUUCUGAUGCAGAUCCUGGAGGGCCUGAAAAUCCUGCACCUCAACAACGUUGUGCAUAGAGAUGUGAAGCUUGGCAAUAUCCUCGUCAACUCCCGUGGAUCUGUCAAGGUCACCGACUUCGGAAUCUCCAAAAAUCUCGGAGACUCCUUGACAGUCUGUGACACCUUCGUGGGCACAGCCACCCACAUGUCUCCAGAGCGCAUCCUGGGGGAGGACUACAGCUUCGCUGCUGACAUUUGGAGCUUGGGUCUGUGCGUCUACGAGCUUGCAUGUGGUGUGUAUCCUUAUGGGAGCGUUGCGUCAUUUCCAGUUCUCUUCGACAACUUGUGCCACAGGCCCGAGCCUCGCCUCUCCGCGGGCCGUUUCUCGAGAGAGCUCUGUCAAUUCGUCGAGGUGCAACUGUGCAAGAAGCCGGAGAGACGAUGGAGUGCGAUCGAACUGCAGGCAUCCGAGUUUAUCCUCGUCAACUU